UUUAAUAUAUAAGGAGAGUGAACGAUUGUGUUCUAUUUCAGUUUUGAAUCUUAGUGUACAGAUCAGGCGAGUUGACUAAGCUGAUCAGUCAUGGCGUCUUUGCCCUUCUUUGCUGCCUUGGUUCUGAUGGUUACCACGGUCAAUCACGUUCUUCAAGCUUCGUAUGUUCCUGUUACCCCAUCUCCUGCUCCUCCAACAUGCGCUACGGUAGAUUGCCUACCGAACCAAACGUGCAAGAUGUACAAUGGCGUCCCCAAAUGCAUCAAAAUCCCUGGCUCGGACUGCAACAUUGCAUGUACUCUUGAAUUCAAUCCUGUUUGUGGGUCUGAUGGCAAUACGUAUUCCAACGCAUGUGAACUGAAGGUUGCUGCAUGUAAGGCUGGGACAGCGAUCACCGUUGCUAGUCACGGUGCCUGCCCUGUCGGAUGUGAAGCUGUCACGUGCUUACUUCCAAAGGUUUGCAAGGAGAUCGAUGGACGUGGAACAUGUGUGUGUUCAACUGCAUGCCCCAAGAUCCUUCGCCCCGUGUGUGGCUCAAAUGGGGUGACUUAUAACAAUGAAUGUCUUCUCAAAGUUGAAGCAUGCAAAACAAACAGCGAGAUUACAGUCGUGAGCCAAGGUCGUUGCCCUACUGGAUGCGCAGUUAUCAGGUGCGCAGCUCCCAGAGUCUGCGAGGAGGUAAAUGGUGUUGGAAAAUGCGUAUGUCCAUCCAUUUGUCCUGCAGUAUUUCAGCCAGUAUGUGGAUCAGAUGGCAGGACGUAUAGUAACCAGUGUCAUCUUGCUGCUGCUGCAUGUAACAGUAAUAGGACCAUUACAGUGGUUAGCCAAGGACCUUGUCYACUACCAACACCAACUCCAACUUCAGCCCCAAACUGCGACCCUAUCAUCUGCGCAAGCCCUAACGUCUGCAAAUUCGUCAACGGUCAGUCCAAGUGUAUUUGCUCGAAGUUCUGUACCCUGGAAUUUGCGCCUGUGUGCGGCUCAAACGGACAGACUUACCCCAAUAAGUGUAAUCUACGCGUGGCGGCUUGUGAGGCUAACAAGAGAAUCACAGUAGCAAGUGAGGGGUCAUGCCCACCCAAAAUCACUUGCGCAAACGUACUUUGUACGAUUAAUACGGUAUGCAAGAUGAUCGAUGGCAAACCAGUGUGUCUCAGUUGUCCAGAUGUUUGUCCCGAGAUCUACAAACCCGUUUGUGGUUCCGAUAAAGUCACGUACGACAAUGAAUGUAAAAUGAAACGUGCAGGCUGCAAAAAGGGAAGGAUUAUUACUGUGCUGCACAAUCGACCUUGUGGAAAAGUUUGCUUCAAUUAUAAGUGUGCUUCGCCACCAUACUCCAAGUGUGAGAACAUAAACGGCCAUCCAAAGUGCGUGUGCAAGUUCUUUUGUGACAAGAAGCAAGAUUUGGUCUGUGGUUCGGACGGCAAGACAUACAACAAUAUCUGCAUCAUGAAACAAAGAGCAUGCGAAGCUAAAAAGAACAUCACUGUCGCGAGUAAAAGCUUAUGUCAUAAUCCCUGCUUUCAGUCUCUUCCUUGCAGCAGCCCUCCAUACUCAUUCUGUCGUCCCGUGAACGGAAAAGCAAAGUGCGUCUGUAAUAAAGUUUGUCCAAAGAUUUACGCGCCCGUGUGUGGGUCGGACGGGAAGACCUAUAGUAACGAAUGCAUAAUGAAGGCAACUUCUUGUCGAAAGAAUAAGAAGGUUACUGUGAGUAGCAUCGGCAAAUGCAUCAAUCCAUGCCUGGCCCUUAAGUGUACUAACUACGCUACUUGUGAAGUGCAGCAUAACGAGGCAGUGUGCGUCUGCCCAAAGGCAUGUACAAAGAUCAUCAGACCAGUAUGUGGGACAGACGGAAGAACAUACAACAACAAAUGCCUGAUGAAGGUUGCUUCAUGUAAAAGAGGCAAGAAGAAGAUCAAGGUCAGAAAUGAAGGAGCCUGCGUCAUUGAACCCGUAUAUUGAGUAAAUGAUACAAGGCCCCUCAAAUGGACAAGAUGCCAGUAUCCUUUAGACACAAUUUGCUAAGUGUAUUUGUUUACUUUGCUAUUUAAAGUUAAAGGACCGGUCAUUAUUAACCGCUAUAU
Molecule: messenger RNA, 2084 nt
Organism: Actinia tenebrosa (Australian red waratah sea anemone)
Lineage: Eukaryota; Metazoa; Cnidaria; Anthozoa; Actiniaria; Actiniidae
Product: agrin
Cellular component (GO): extracellular region
Molecular function (GO): protein binding
Source: RefSeq, a predicted model, not a curated record